Molecule: messenger RNA, 916 nt
Organism: Chinchilla lanigera (long-tailed chinchilla)
Lineage: Eukaryota; Metazoa; Chordata; Mammalia; Rodentia; Chinchillidae
Gene: Enho
Product: energy homeostasis associated
Biological process (GO): positive regulation of Notch signaling pathway
Cellular component (GO): plasma membrane
Source: RefSeq, a predicted model, not a curated record
CCGCCCCGACCCUCCCGCGGGCGCGCCGGGCUGAACCCAGGCUCAGGACUGCAGGUGGGCAUCUGCACCGCCUGGGGACCGUUCACUGUGCAGACGGGACAGCCUGCUUGGAAAGCCGACCCUACCGGAGCUCUGACUCGGCAUGGGCCUUGCCGCGGAGGCAGCUCAGCUCUGCGCACGGCUCUGAGGGUGCCGCCCGUCAUGGGGGCAGCCCUCUCCCAAGGGGCCCUCAUCGCCAUCGUCUGCAACGGCCUCGUAGGCCUCUUGCUGCUGCUGCUGUGGGUCAUUCUGUGCUGGGCCUGCCACUCUCGCUCUGCGGACGUCGAUUCUCUGUCCGAAUCCAGUCCCAACUCCAGCCCUGGCCCUUGUCCUGAGAAGGCGCCACCGCCCCAGAAGCCUAGCCAUGAAGGUAGCUAUCUGCUGCAGCCCUGAAGGCCCCUGGCCUACCGUGGAGUCCGGGACCUAAGUCUGCCUCACUCAGAGCCUGGAAUCAGGAUCUCAGAGUGGAGUCAGCCUAGGGUCCAGAACUCAGAGUCCAGCCUUGGUGGAUCUGGACCCAGCAGCCCAGACUCUAGCCAGCCUGGCUCCAAGAGAGGCUUGAGUGGUCCUAGAGAGAUAGGCCUGGGGUGGGAGUUUAGGAGUUGGUGCUAGGGCCAGGGCCAUCUGGACUCUGCUCCAUCCCAAGGGCCAAGGGCUGGGUUUAUCCUUCCCGAGGCUCAGCGCCUCUGGGUCUUUUAGGUCAGAGAAGCAAACUGGAACCCAUGGCAAUAAUGGGAGGGUGUCUAGGCUGGGCCCCUCCCCUGGUCUUCUCACUGUUUGCUGGAUAAUAAAUGGAACUGUGGCUCUACCCUGAGAUUUUCUUCACUUGCUGAAGACCCGCGGUAGCAAAAUUAAAGGUGUAGAAUGAGCUUCCAGA